AAUUUUAAUUGUAAUUAAGAAUGGUUUAUAGAAAUAAUCAUGUAUUAAUUUUUUGCUGCGGGGUACAAACCAAAUUUUCGGUGGAUUUGUAAUUUUUUUCCCGAUUGAACGCCCAAAAAGUAUUUGAUUACACAAAUAAUGGUACAAAUAUUUAAACAAUACACUUUUUUUAACAGUCUGCAGUGACAUUCUUUACUUUUUUUACUUUAGUUUUCUUUUGAAUGAUUAGUUCGAAAACAAAAUUUACGCCUACGCGCCUACGUAGUGUAACGAAAAAAAACAAAAAAAAACUUUAUUAUAGUCGCUCAUUUUGAAAUGUUAUCCUUAUGCAUAAAUAGGUUAUCUUUUUCAUUGAAAAAUAUAAUUCUCUUUUGUUACGAAUUUGUUAAAUAUUAGUAAAAUAUGGCCAAUAAAUACGCGAAUAAGCCGCGUUUUUUUUUUAUGAUAUCUAUUGUAGUGUUUUUUAGUAUAUUAUUUGGUUUGAGCACUUUGGUUCAAGCUCAACUUUUGAAUCAAGAAGAAUUUCUUUUAGAAACUGGUAAUUGGUUAGGUGAUAAGGCUGAACAAAUAUUGGAAGAUACUGUCAAUAAAUUUGUUCAUAAUAAAUGGAAUAAUAAACAAGAUAAAUCCGAUGAUGGUUGGGUUAAAGUUUUAUCUCAUGAAGCUUUUCCCGACUAUGAAAUCAAAUUAAAAGAACCAAAAAUUUGUGAUUCUACUGUUAAACAGUAUUCCGGAUAUCUUGAUGUUGGAAGUAAAAAACAUUUCUUCUUUUGGUUCUUUGAAUCAAGGGAUAAUCCUAAAGAAGAUCCUGUUGUUCUUUGGCUUAAUGGAGGUCCAGGAUGUUCUUCUUUGACUGGUUUGUAUUUUGAACUUGGACCAUGUGCUGUUACUGAAGACGGAGCUUCUACGGUUUGGAAUGAACAUUCAUGGAAUAACAAUGCUAGUGUUUUAUUCCUGGAUCAACCUAUAAAUGUUGGUUACUCUUAUGGAGAUGGAGUAUCUAGUACACUUGCUGCAGCAACUGAUGUUUACGCUUUCCUUCAAAUCUUUUACAAAGAAUUCAACCAAUUCGCAAAUUUGGAUUUCCAUAUUGCUGGUGAAUCAUACGCUGGUCAUUACAUUCCUGCUAUUGCCGCCGAGAUUAACAACAAUAAUAAAGGAACUUCAUCGUGGGUUCUUUCAAGGCCAGAGGGAUUACAGGAUCUUUUACAUAUCAAUCUUGAAUCAGUUUUAAUAGGCAAUGGUCUUGUCGAUCCACUGGUUCAAUAUGAAUAUUACCCAAAGAUGGCAUGUAAUAACACAUAUAAGCCAGUUUUGGAUCAAGAUACCUGCGACAGUAUGGCUGAAGCGUAUCCUAAAUGUGCUAAGAUGAUUAGCAAUUGUUAUGAGAGACCUAGUGUCUUUACUUGUCUUCCGGCUUCAAUGUAUUGUAACAAUAAAAUGAUUCAACCUUAUCAAGCUUCCGGACAAAAUCCUUAUGACGUUAGAGUUGAAUGUGAAGGAGGCCAAUUGUGUUAUCCAAUCCUUAAAGCCAUUGAAAAGUACUCCAAUCUUCCUGAGGUCAAGAAUGAAUUAGGUGUCAGCGAUGAAGUCAAAUAUGAGAGUUGUAAUAUGCAAAUCAAUUUUGCUUUUCAAAUGUCAGGAGACUGGAUGAGACCAUUCCAUCUUCUUAUUCCAGAAUUGUUAAAAUCAAACAUAGAUGUAUUAGUAUAUGCAGGUGAUGCUGAUUUUAUUUGUAAUUGGUAUGGAAAUGAAGCUUGGGUUAGAGAAUUGGAAUGGGAAUACAAAGAAGGAUUUAAUGCAGCAGAAGAUACAAAAUGGAUUACGGAAAAAACAUCCUCUCAUGCAGGAUAUGUCAGGUCUCACAAUGGAUUAACAUUCUUGCGCGUAUUUGAAGCAGGCCAUAUGGUUCCUUAUGACCAAGCGUCAGCCAGUUUAGAUUUCUUUAAUAGAUGGAUUAGUAAGAAAUCUCUUUAAAGAGAAUAUUCAUUUAUACUUUUUUUUUUUUGAAAUAAUUAUGUAAUAAUUUUAAUUUCAGCAAAUAAACUUUGAAUCAUUUAAAUUUUUUUGUAAGCAA
Molecule: messenger RNA, 2077 nt
Organism: Rhizophagus irregularis DAOM 181602=DAOM 197198
Lineage: Eukaryota; Fungi; Glomeromycota; Glomeromycetes; Glomerales; Glomeraceae
Biological process (GO): proteolysis
Cellular component (GO): fungal-type vacuole
Molecular function (GO): serine-type carboxypeptidase activity
Source: RefSeq, a predicted model, not a curated record